AAAACGUCUUUGAACGGAGUAGGCAAUAUGUAAAUAACACUUUAUGACAGGGUUUUCUAAACUGUUAUAGAUAAAUUAUCAUUACAGUUGUGAAAAAAUAAUGAAGGAACUGUUUGAAGUUUGACUCGGGGACCAGCCAAAUGAAGUCGCCUGAAACUUUGCAGUAGUAUGAAGCAAUCCAGUGAAGGGCAAUUUUAGUGAGCUGACCAUGAGAAGGAGCCCAAGGAGACCCCUGAUCCUAAAAAGAAGAAAAUUACCGUUCCACCAAAAUGAUCCAACUCCAGCUGACAAACCCGUUCAGUCCUUGGCACCAGGCGCUAGGGAGGCGCCUAAAUCAGCCGCCGGCCAGUGCUUUCCUCAUGGUAUUCCCAUCAUGGAUCACCCAUUAAUGUCUAACACGCAGGUGGUUGUCAUCCCCAAAGAGGCUGAUCUAAAAAGCAUCAUCGGUGCCCUGACUGCAAAGGGAAAAGAGAGUGGUGUCCAAGGCCCAAAUAAGUUCAUCCUUCUCAGUGAGGCUGGCAGCGGGGACCACGGAUCUUUCCACCAGGCCGUUAAACAGGAGCAGCCGUCUACUUCUAAAAGAAAAAUUAAACAGGAGAAAAUGGAGCGUACCCACAAUUUACCUCUCACUGGAAUUCAGUCACAUGGAAGUAGCAGUCCUCUAGAUGACAGCCUCACCAAUAUCCAGUGGUUGGGAAAAAUGAACACAAGUUCCUUGGAACCUCAUCUUGCAAAUGACAGUGCUGAAAAGGAGAGCAUUGAUCAAAAACCCCAGGAACUAACGGCCCACAGCACAAAAUCAAACACAGAAAACACUCGGCCGGCGUUAGAGAGGCCGCCGUACUCCUACACAGCCAUGAUCCAGUUUGCAAUCAACAGCAGGCAGAACAGAGGGAUGACUCUAAAGGAAAUUUACACAUGGAUCGAGGACCAUUUCCCUUAUUACAGAGAAGUGGCCAAGCCAGGAUGGAAGAACUCCAUAAGGCACAAUCUUUCUCUGCAUGACAUGUUCAUCCGCGAGCGGUCGCCAGACGGGAAAACCUCUUACUGGACCAUUCGGCCAGAUUUUAAUCGAUGCCUGACUCUUGAUCAGGUUUACAGACCCUGUUGCAAUCCAGGGACCGUUCAUUCUCCCGGGCCUAAGCGUUCAUGUACCCACCAAUCAAAGAAAAAGUACAUCGCCGCUGGCACACCCACUUCCUCUGAGAGGAAGAUGAAACCGCUUCUCCCCCGUACCGAUGCUUACUUGGUUCCCAUCCAGCUCCCCAUCACCCCCUCUGCCUGUCUGCCAGCCUCGUCUGGUUCUUUUGGCUCCACUGGCUUAAAGCACAAACAAAAUGCUUCACGGGGGACAAAGAGAGUUCGCAUAGCACCAAAGGUGACAGAGAGCAACACCCCGGCUGUGGCUCUACCUCUGCUGAACAAUCUGAAGGUGGAACCUGUAAAUGUUCCAAUCCAAUGUGAGACAUGCAGACCUUCUCCGAAGAGACAGUCCAGGCGCAAACAGAGUCUAGUGAACUCUCUGCAAGAAGAGCCCAUCCUCGUCUGUCCGGAUGACAGCUUCUUUGACUCCGGUGUUGCUUCAGAUGCUUCCACCUUCCAGGACAUGAGAGAAUCUGAUCCAAACGAGCAGAAGAACAUAAAGAGCAGUCCUGAGCGCGAACUUUACUUCAAAACCCCUAUAAAAAGCCACAGCCACCUCAGCUCCUCCACCCCAAGCAAGCCUCCACCUAGUGUCUCUCUCGAACCCUGGAAGGUGACCCCCGUGGGAAAAGGUGGGCAGAGCACCCUCGACUUCAGCCCCAUUCGCACACCGGGUGGUCCAGUAGUCACGCCCCAACGGGACUACACCACCUUCAGCUUCAACAGCACUCCAUUCAAAGAGCUGCCUUUGUUCAGUUCCCCCAGGGAGCUGCUCACUCAUGCUACCUGCAGAGUGCCGCCAUCAGAUCCCCCCUCUGAGCUGCAGCAUGCAGGAGCUCCAGGCGCCCCGUCGUCUAACCGCUCCAUCACAGAGGGCCUCAUCCUGGACACCCUGAACGACAGCCUGAGCAAGAUACUGGUGGACAUUAGCUUCUCUGCCCUCGACGACGAAGACCUGGGCAUUGCUAACAUCAGCUUGUCCGAGUUUCUCGGUCAGUUUGUUUAGCCUUGUGGCUAAAACCAUAAAAACCUGUUGUUGAACACUAAAGCACACGCAGACUUCCUCAGCAAAGCAAACCUACUUCUUUAAUGCUCUUGACUGGACUCUUUAAACUGGUUACUGUGUGGGUUAUAUGUUCAGUCUUUGAUGUUUUGAAAAGUUUAUAUCAGUCUAGAGGCGUGAUAGACCUCAAAAUGUUUGUUUUUAAUCUUAUUUUUUCUGUGCAACUAUAAUUUAUUGAU
Cyprinodon tularosa is the source of this 2385-nucleotide messenger RNA. RefSeq names its product forkhead box M1 (gene foxm1). The transcript is spliced from 9 exons. NCBI's taxonomy places the organism in Eukaryota, Metazoa, Chordata, Actinopteri, Cyprinodontiformes, Cyprinodontidae. Gene Ontology annotation, molecular function: DNA-binding transcription factor activity; sequence-specific DNA binding. Gene Ontology annotation, biological process: G2/M transition of mitotic cell cycle; regulation of DNA-templated transcription. The record is from RefSeq and is a predicted model, not a curated record. Bases 209 to 2149 code for a protein of 646 amino acids.